AUGUUUCAUAGUGCUGUGGAAUUUGGAUGGAUAAGAGGCUUUCAGUUGGGCAAUGAUGGUCUUAGGGUGGGUCAUCUCCAAUUCGCGGAUGAUACUCUUAUUUUUCUAGACGAGUCUAGAGAUCAAGUCGACACUCUCCGCUACUUGCUGCUUCUCUUUGAGCUCACUUCAGGCCUUAGAAUAAAUUUUGCAAAGACAAGCAUGUUUGUUAUUGCAGGGGCUUCCGAUAUCACUGCUUUGGCUGAAAUGUUGGGUUGCAAAAGUGCUACAAUGGCCACUACAUACCUAGGUCUUCCUCUAGGUGACUCUUCAAAUUCACAUUUCAAGUGGGAAUCAAUCAUAGAGAAAUGCACAAAACUGAAAGUCAUUGAGGCGAUAGUGAAAGUGCUUCGGGAAUUUCUGUGGGAUGCUACUGAAGUGAAGAAGAGUCAUCGCCUAGUUGCUUGGAAGAAAGUUUGCACUCCUCUAAAGCAUGGAGGGCUGGGUGUCAAAUCUCUCAGGAGUAUGAAUAAGGCUCUCCUUUCCAAAUGGUGGUGGAGAUUCAUCACUGAAAAGGAUUCUCUUUGGAGGAAAGCAAUGGAGUCUAAACAUGGUUCGUGUGCCUUUGACAAGGAAACGCGUAAACCUAAAGCUUCCAAAGGUUGUGGUCUGUGGAAAGGGAUUUACAAACAACUAAAUUCUUUUAAGCAAAGUAGCAUAAUUCAAGUGGGAGAGGGGAGUUCUGUCCUGUUCUCGGAGGAUCAUUGGGUGGGAAUUGCGUCUCUGGCCACCUCCUUCCAAGUGUGUAUGUUAUCGUUUCGACUAAGAAAUGGACAAUUCAAAUAUGCGUUCAAGCCAUUCAGCAAGGAGGAGCUUGGAACCUGGGAUUAG
Molecule: messenger RNA, 870 nt
Organism: Papaver somniferum (opium poppy)
Lineage: Eukaryota; Viridiplantae; Streptophyta; Magnoliopsida; Ranunculales; Papaveraceae
Exons: 2
Coding region: 1-870 (289 amino acids)
Source: RefSeq, a predicted model, not a curated record